AUGAGCUUCCUCACCAGCCCUCAACAGAUCACAAGGCGACCGACUACGGCUCAUAGCUGCCGAGAGACUGACUUGCUACGGCACUUUCGCUAUCACAUCGGUCCUUGGAUGGACGUUGGGGACCCCGAAUGUGCCCUUGGGGUUCAGACAUUGCUCCUUUCGCGGUCUAACAGACCAUUACAGGCAGCUAUCCUUGCGCUAUCCGCUGGUCAGAGGUCGCUUCUCUCUAUACCAUACCAUGGAGAAGAUAUCAGCAAUGGCAUUCGCUUUCGUAAGGAGGCAGAAGAAAGCCUGGAGCUCCAGCCUGACUUGGUAAGACAGGCAGGUCAUGCUAUCCUUCUGCUGCAGGAUCUUUUGCCAUUGGGCCUUCAGCGAUGGAGAGGUUGGAUAGAAUCAGCUGGCAGCUAUUUGUCUCCUUUGUCUAUGACAGAAGACCUGGGUGAAGCUUUGUUUUGGUUACACUUCCGACUUGGUAUGUUAUGCGGAGAUGAAUUAUUCGAUUUCGGAUAUACUGACGACUCUCUAGACCUCGCAUCCUCCAUCGCCACCUCAAAAGCCCCAUCAAUAGCCUUUCGCUCCUUUCUUCAUCGUGAUGGCUCUCCAAUACACGCCACCCGACUGAAUAUGCACUCUCGAACCGUCCAUCGAGUAUAUGACCAUGCGCUCUGUCUCCUCGGACACUCUUUGGCCCUCAUAUACGGAGCCUCAGACGUAAAUUCUCCACAGGCUGCUGGCUCCCCAGAACUAGCAGCAUUUCCAUCCCUGCGACAGUCCCAUUUCCUAUCACAAUGGACUUUUCUCUGGACGGACUGUCAAAAAUGGUACAAUGAGCGCCCAGUCGACGCCCAACAAAUAGUUGACGUCCGUGGCGGCGAAGCGGAUCAGAUCGAUCCUGACCACUCCUCAUCAUUCCCCAUUCUCAUCUUCACCACACCAAUGGCGCUGGUCGCCAACGCGGUUUACCACAUUACCUCCCUCCUAUUAUUGACGCAUAAACCCCGGCUACUGAAGUCACUACCCGGUCCCCGAUGCUUCACGUCGCAUAUCUGGCACGCCCAAUCCAUCGCUGGAAUCGCCGCUAGCAAUGAUUCUCCGGAGCAAUGGGAUCCGAUACUGAUUGCAAGUCUAUUGUUAAUCGCAAGAGACAUGUCGCACGAGUCUCAACAGGCUGUGCUUCUGGAACGACUAAGGAGAAUAACGGCGACCACGGGGAUCAAUCUGAAACAAGAAACAGAAGCACUUCAGUCGGUAUGGAGAAUUGCGCGGUAUGAUGAAGAGCCGGAUGAAGAUGCGGAUGAUUCUAUUAUGUCCUGA
Penicillium atrosanguineum is the source of this 1314-nucleotide messenger RNA. RefSeq lists its product as uncharacterized. Gene Ontology annotation, molecular function: transcription cis-regulatory region binding; DNA-binding transcription factor activity. Bases 1 to 1314 code for a protein of 437 amino acids. Gene Ontology annotation, cellular component: nucleus. NCBI's taxonomy places the organism in Eukaryota, Fungi, Ascomycota, Eurotiomycetes, Eurotiales, Aspergillaceae. Gene Ontology annotation, biological process: positive regulation of transcription by RNA polymerase II. The transcript has a single exon. The record is from RefSeq and is a predicted model, not a curated record.